Trypanosoma theileri is the source of this 1401-nucleotide messenger RNA. RefSeq lists its product as uncharacterized. The record is from RefSeq and is a predicted model, not a curated record. Lineage: Eukaryota; Euglenozoa; Kinetoplastea; Trypanosomatida; Trypanosomatidae. Gene Ontology annotation, molecular function: metal ion binding. The transcript has a single exon. Bases 1 to 1401 code for a protein of 466 amino acids.
AUGGAUUCUCUAUUGACGAUGAAUGAGAGAGGAGGGGAGGGUUUACUCACGCUGUUCGCACUCCCGCCCAGUGCCUCUGAUAACAUUAUGCAGAAUAUGGGCAUUUGUAGUUUACUGCAGGGGAAUAAUAAUAACAGUAAUAAUAAUAAUAAUAAUCACCAGAAGGACAAUGCGAAGGCCAGUCACACCAGUGAUACGAACAGCAACAGCAACAGUGUUCUCCAGCACACCAGCAGCAGUAUUAUCAACAGUAGCAGCAACAGCAGCAGCCGGCGAAUGGGGGAGAGUGCGGGCAGCGGCCUGCUGGACACGCACUUCAAUGUGUUGAGUGCCGACAAGAGUGAAACGCUUUCCAUUCCACCGGAGUUGAUUGAACCAACCGCCGGGUCCCGCAAUUACGUGGCGAAGAAUCACAACACCAGCGCCCCCACCUUCUCCUUCUAUUUAUGCAAAAUGUACACAAGCAACUCCACCUGCACACACGGGGCCCUCUGCGACUUUAUUCACAGUCGCCACAUGUUAACAGAAGCCCCAUUGGAUGAGAGACGUGUGAAAGUUAUUCGCGUGCAUUGGUCCACACCCGUCCCUUCACUGCAAGAGGCACUGUAUGAAAGACACGAACCCGGAUUUGUCUUUCACAUCAAUAACAGCAACAGCAAUAAUAACAGUAAUCAUAAUAAUAAUAACAACAGUAAUAACAGUACAGUCAACAUUCCACGUCGACUCGCAUCGGAGCAUGUGUACAAAACGAAAGGGAGUGAAGAUGCCCAGCGGAGUGGAUCGAUGAAACUCCUGCGACUCUGCAAACACUACGAACGUGAGAAGUGUGCACGGGGGCGGAUGUGCAACUUUAUUCACCGUGUGCAUUUAACCCCAUCGCAGUCUUCUCUGCACACAGCCGCAGCCCGCAAUGCACACCGGGGCCACACGGCUGGAGUCCCACACACAAUGACAGGGACAUUCACGCAAUCGCAACAACGACCGGCUGUCAUUUCAUUUCCAAAUCCCAACGGCAACAGACUCAUCAUACCACCACCCUCCUUUCAGUUACCACAACAACAGCAACAACAACAACCUCAAUCUCAUCAUCAACAACAAUCUCAACAACAACAGCAACAACAGUCAUCGCCGAUGUUUGCUCAACCUCGUGGGUAUUCUUUUGGUCCAAUCUAUACAUCCCAACAAACGUCGUACGUAAAUAACCCGUCAGCAGCGGGAAGCUCAACGUCGUCGCUUCCAUCCCUGCCCAUGCAGAGCCGGACCACAUAUUACCCUUCCCAUCAGCAGCGGCAGCAUGAUCCACAGCAGCAUGUUAUCUCAGAUGUCCAGAGGCAGUCCAUGUUAUCUAUAUCUACUCCACCCGAUUGCUUUCUCUCACCCCUGCUGUUCACCUUCAUGUAA